CUCCCCCUCAAUAGCUGACAUCUCACUGAGAAGAUACACAUUACUAAACAUGGUAGCAGCUGACGUCAUCGCCAAUCAGAACGUGGUGGAGAGGGUGACCAGCCUCCCCCUGGUCAGCUCCACCUACGGCCUGGUGUCCAGCAUGUACUGCAGCACCAAAGACACCCACCCGUACAUCAGGAGUGUGUGCGAGGCAGCGGAGCACGGGGUCCGCACCAUCACCUCUGUGGCCCUCACCACUGCCUCGCCCAUCAUGGACAAGCUGGAACCUCAGAUUGCCAUUGCCAACGACCUGGCCUGUAAAGGUCUGGACAAGAUUGAGAAAACCUUGCCGAUCCUUCACCAUCCCUCCGACCAGAUCGUCUCCAGUGCCAAGGACGCGGUAAACACGGCUAAAGACGUUGUGACAGGCACCGUGUUCAGUGCCAAGGACACUGUGACCAGUGUUGUGGAAAAGACCCGAGGCGUGGUGCAAGAUGGGGUGGAGAAGACCAGGACUGUGGUGACUGGGAGUGUCAGCACGGUGCUGGAGAGCAGGGUGGUCCAGCUGGUCAGCAGUGGAGUGGACACAGCCCUCAGUACGUCUGAGAGCCUGGUGGAGCAGUACCUGCCUCUGAGGAAGGAGGAGCUGGAGCUGGAGGCAAGGACCGUGAAAGGAUUCAAUAAGGGGGAGCUGAGCUACUAUGUUCGACUGGGCUCCCUUUCCACCAAGCUGAGGAAGCGAGCGUACACCAGGGCUGUGGCCAAAAUCCAAGACGGCAAGCAACGCAGCAUGGACUUCAUCUCGCAGCUAAACUCCACAGUUGACAUGAUCGAAUAUGGCAGAAAGAAUAUCAGCGGGGCUAAUCAGAUGGUAAAUGAUAAGCUGAGCUCUCUGGUGACAUGGACGUCCAAGAGGUCGAACCAGGAGAACAGUCAUGAGGCAGAGGUCAUCGAGUCUCACACCUUGACCCUGGCACGUUCCCUCACUCAGCAGCUCCAGACCACCUGUCUGGUCCUUGUCUCCAGCCUGCAGGGCCUCCCCAACCACAUCCAGCAGGAGGCGCUGUCCUUCAGCCACUCUGCUUCAGAGGUCUACACUAACUUCAGCAAGGCCACAGCACUGGGAGAGCUGCCCGACAGCAUGCUGAGCAGCAGCAGAGUGCAGCUGAGGAAAAUGAAUGAUUCUCUCGACAACGUCAUGGAUUAUCUGGUCAACAACACCCCGCUCAACUGGCUCGUCGGUCCGUUCUACUCCCGCACGUCCCCUGAGCCGACUAUGACACCGGCCUCCGCUGUCAGUAGAAGCUCAGUUAGGUCCUCCAGCUUUUCCUCCACCCAGCGUCACAGGGAGGAGGAGAUGGAGUCACUACACUCUCAGCAGCAACAGUGAACCACUGCUGUCCAUGUUGUUGAUCGGCGGCAGUACGUGACUGCUG
Molecule: messenger RNA, 1418 nt
Organism: Solea solea (common sole)
Lineage: Eukaryota; Metazoa; Chordata; Actinopteri; Pleuronectiformes; Soleidae
Gene: plin2
Product: perilipin 2
Exons: 8
Coding region: 50-1372 (440 amino acids)
Biological process (GO): lipid storage; positive regulation of triglyceride storage
Cellular component (GO): lipid droplet; cytosol
Source: RefSeq, a predicted model, not a curated record